UCCAUCUCUGUCUGAGUCGGGCGUUACGGAGAUAACUAAAACAGUACUGCGUUGCCGCAGGAAAGCCGUGGAGAGGAAACAACCAACGCGAUCCAGCUUAAGGACCUGCAAGAAAGUGCAUGAAACGAGACCCGGCAAAGCACGCCAUGAAAAAAAAGAAGCCUAUAAAAAGCACUUCUGUUUAUAUUGCAAAAUGGCCUUUUCCCAGAUUGCCAAGCACUUAGAAAGGACACAUGCAGAGCAAAUUGACGUUGCCCAUGCAUUACACCUCCCCAAAGGGUCCAAAGUCAGACAGAUUAUGCUUCACCAAAUUCGCAAUAAAGGAGAUUAUGAACACAAUUGCCAAGUUCUCAAAAGUGGCGAGGGGGAAAUUGUGACCAAGGACCAGGUGAAGAAUUCCAGCGUAUCUGUUCGCGACUUCCUGCCUUGCCAGCACUGCUUUGCUUUUUAUCGCAAAACUGAUUUGUGGAGACACGAGAGGUCAUGUAAGGCCAGAAAAGGAGACCAGAAAUCUUCUGAAAGAAAGGAAAGAGUCCCCACCGCUGCCUCCCAGCUGCUUCCUAUGUCCGAGUCCUUAACUGGAGGCUGCGAGGAAAUCAUUCACAUCAUGCAUCAAGACGACAUCUCGCGGCAGAUCAGAAAUGACCCACUUAUUUGUAAAUAUGGCAAUGCGUUGUCCGCUAAGUAUUACCAUGACAAGUCUCAGUUUGCUUAUAUCGCACAAAAGAUGAGGGAACUGGGUCGAUUCAUGGUCGCUGUCAAUGAACUCGACGCGAGCGUGAAGUACCUGCAUGAAGUGUGCCUGCCAUCCAGGUUUGAGUUGGCCGUUGAAGGGGCCAAAAAAGCGAGUGGCUUUGACCCCAGUUCCAGUAAGUUUAAAACAGUCUCCCUCGUCACAAAGAUUGGCUACUCCUUGAAGCGAGCUGCGGAAAUAGCUUUCGGGGAAAGUCGCAUGACGGAGGACGGUGAAACCGAGAGUCACGUGGAAAAGUUCAUCCAACUUCUCGAUACAAAGUGGAGCCAGUGUUUUUCUCGCAAGGCUCUCGCAUUAUCGCUAAAGCACGAAGUCAAGAAAGUGGAAGUAGACAAAUCAACCGUGAUGGAAGAUUUGAUCAAACUCCACAGGUUCACCACAGGGGAAGAAGAGGAAGCCAGGAAGGAGUUGAAAGAAAGUCCCAAUUUGUCAACGUGGAAGAAGCUCAGCGAAGCUACUCUGGCAGAUGUGUGUCUGUUCAACAGAGGCCGGGUGGGUAAUAUUGGGAGAAUGCUCUUGCAAACGUACAUCAGCAAGAAGAGCAGGGGGACAUUUGUGCCCUCGGCAGAUCAAGUGAGGAAAUGCACAAUGCUGGAGCUGGACCUUGGUAGCAGUUUCACCCGGUUGGAGCUUGAGGGUCAGUAUGGGAGGAACAUGCUGGUGCUGCUCACAGACAGGAUGCUUUUGUCAAUCGACUUGCUCAUUGAAAACCGAGAACAAGCAGGUGUGUCGAAAUCUAACCCCUACCUGUUCGCCCGGACCGAAGGUCCGUCCUUCAUCAGAGGGUUAGAUUGUUUCCGAAGGUGCGCAAUGGAAUGCGGAGUUAAAAACCCCGAUACACUUCUGUCCUCAUCCCUAAGAGAGCAAAUUGCCAGCUGCUGGCAGCUCAUGAGCCUCAGUGAAGUGGAAGUGGAUCAAGUGGCCAAGCUGUUGAGAAGGAGCAGCCAGGAGUGUUACGUGCUCUCAAAGAACGCGUCACAGCUGGAGGAGGUGAGCAAAGAACUUCUCAAGAUGGAUCGCACGCUGCAACCGAGUCCACCCAGUGCUGCUGCUCAUGCUGCUCUCCAUUGGGUCAUCUCCAUGUUCAGAGCCAUGUGCAGGCAGGCAAUCGGGACUGUCGGGGGCGUAGCUGCUGCCGCUGUGGGCCAAUCACCUGUGCCUCAACUCAAAGAACGCUUGCGGUGAUUUAAUAGUGAGCAAAACAAAAAAAAAAGCUUUUGUGUUCUAGUUCCGGGCACAUACAUGAUUAUAGUUGGUUUGUCUGGAGAAGUGUUGAUUCUAGUGUCCUAGUGAUGAGCACAUCAUCCGGCUACUCCUGACAGACUUCACUCAAGGUCCAGAACAACAAUGUCAAACCGUCUUGGAACCAGAAGCUGAUCUCAGGAAUGAACUGUCACUGUCUGGAGUUGACAGAGUUGUAUCUGACUGCUCUUACAUAAUCAUGUUUCUCUACGCUCUUAUUUUU
Pseudoliparis swirei is the source of this 2219-nucleotide messenger RNA. RefSeq lists its product as uncharacterized. The record is from RefSeq and is a predicted model, not a curated record. Bases 194 to 1939 code for a protein of 581 amino acids. The transcript is spliced from 2 exons. NCBI's taxonomy places the organism in Eukaryota, Metazoa, Chordata, Actinopteri, Perciformes, Liparidae.